UCUAUUGACCAAUAAACACUAAACACUAAUAAUGUAAAUCAAAAAUAAAAAGACGUAAAAUUAUUAUAAAAUACAAUUUAUACAAAUAAGGUUAAAGUCUCGAUAAAUCGUAUUAUGUUUGUGAAUUUUGUGAAAACGAAGAUCUGAUUUAUAAUUAAUAUAUUAUAAUAAUAGAUAAUUUAUUCUCAGUGUCCUUUGAUCACACGUCAUAAUGAUUAAAUUAUCAUUGAAAGAAGCAAUGAAGAUCGGUUUUAUUGGCGGCGGCAGAUUGGCGUAUGCGUUGGCGAAUGGCUUUAUAUCUGCAGGAUUAGCAAAACCCGAUGAAAUCACAGCUAGCUGUCAUCCAGCAGAUACAGUCAGUGCCGAAGCGUUUAAGAGCUUGGGAGCAACAGCCCUGUUUGAGAACAAGUCUGUGGUUGAGAGAUCGGAAAUUGUAAUCAUAUCUGUCAAACCAGAUGUGGUAGUGCCAGCCUUGCAAGAUGUCAAGGGCCUUCCAGCAUCGAAGAAUAAACUCUUUAUAUCAGUAGCCAUGGGAGUGUCUACAGGAACUAUCGAGAAGGCUCUCCCAAUAGAAGCGCGCGUGAUUCGCGUUAUGCCCAACACUCCAGCGCUUGUGAAAGAAGGCGCGGCAGCUUUAAGCAGAGGUUCCAAGGCAACAGCCGAAGAUGCAAAGAUCGCGGCUGAGUUAUUUAGAGCCGUGGGCACAUGUGAUGAAGUACCUGAAUAUCAGAUGGACGCUGUCACCGCUUUAAGUGGAAGUGGACCUGCUUACGUAUAUAUGCUAAUUGAAUCGUUAGCAGACGGUGGAGUACGUUGCGGUUUACCACGUGACUUAGCUAUGCGACUGGCAACACAAACCACUCUCGGCUCAGCGGCCAUGUUGCGUAAUGGCGGUCACCCUGCAGCUAUGAAGGACAAUGUGACAUCACCGGGAGGAUCCACCGCGGAAGGAACUUAUCAUUUAGAACAAAACGGAUUCAGAUCAGCAGUCAUCGGUGCAGUAAUGGCAGCGACUGAUAGAUGUAAAGUAGUCAACAAAGAGCUUAAUCAAUAAACAAUUUGAUCACAUGGAAAUAUAAAGAGUCUCGGAACUAAUUUUAUAUUAAAAAGCAUUUAAAAUAUA
Vanessa atalanta (red admiral) is the source of this 1123-nucleotide messenger RNA. It is a transcript of the gene P5cr-2, whose product is annotated as pyrroline-5-carboxylate reductase. The record is from RefSeq and is a predicted model, not a curated record. NCBI's taxonomy places the organism in Eukaryota, Metazoa, Arthropoda, Insecta, Lepidoptera, Nymphalidae. Gene Ontology annotation, biological process: L-proline biosynthetic process. The transcript is spliced from 7 exons. Bases 212 to 1054 code for a protein of 280 amino acids. Gene Ontology annotation, molecular function: pyrroline-5-carboxylate reductase activity.